AUGGCCGAGAACACCGAGGUUGACUACACCCUCAACAACCCGGAUACCCUCACCAAGUACAAGACCGCUGCUCAAAUCUCCCACAAAGUGCUAGAGGCCGUUACAGGAUGGAGCGUUGAAGGAACUAAGAUCCUGGAGCUCUGCCAGAAGGGUGACCAGCUCCUCGAGGAGGAGAUUGCCAAGGUUUACAAAGGAAAGAAGAUCGCCAAAGGCAUUGCUCAUCCCACCACCGUUUCACCCAGCUCAUUCGUGACUCCGUACACACCACUUGUUUCGGAUGCCGAGGAAGCUGAGACCACCAUCAAAGCCGGUGAGGUCAUCAAGAUCCAGCUCGGUGCUCAGAUCGAUGGGUUCGGUACCAUCGUCUCCGACACCAUCAUUGUCGCUGGCAAAGAGUCAUCAGACGGUGUGGUUGAAGGCCGCGAAGCCGACCUUAUCCAUGCGACACACUAUGCCAAUGAACUCCUUUUGCGCUUGAUGGUGCCCCCCGGACUUUUGGCCUCGGGCACGGAUGAGGAAAAGGCAAAGGCUGCUGCUGAGAAGCCUCCUACCCAGAGCAAGAUUUCCAGCCUUAUCGAGAAAGUUGCCAAGUCAUACGACGUCAAUGUCGUAGAGAACACCACCAGCUGGCUAUUCGACCGCAAUGAGAUUGAAGGCACCAAGAAGAUUAUCCUCUCCCCCAACGGUGGAGUUAAAGGUGAAGGCUCACCAGCAGUUGGUGAAGUCUGGGGUGUCGAAGUCGGCCUCAGCUUGGGCUCAGGUAAAGUAAAGACAUUGCCCCAACGCCCUACCCUGCAUCGCCGAACCACUACAACCUAUAUCUUGAAGCGCCCAAGCUCUCGUCAAACCUUGUCUGAGGUUGUCAAGAAGUUCGGAACGUUCCCUUUUAGUCUACGCCAAUUGGAAGACGAGAAGGCAGGUAAAGUUGGUAUCGUCGAAUGUGUUCGAGGUGGUGUCAUCAGGCAGUACGAGCCAGCCGGUGACUCGGACAACGCCGCCGUCUCUCGCUUGCUGAGCACUGUUGCCAUUACCAAGAACGGUUUGACCAGGCUAGCAGCUCCCCCCACACCUGAUCUGACCAAGUUCAAAACCGAAAAGAAGAUCGAAGAUGAAGAGAUCUUAAAGAUCCUCGAGCAGCCUUUGGCCAAGUCUACAGGAUCUAAGGGAAAGAAGAACAAGAAGAAGAAGAAGCCCGCCAAGGAGGCUGCGGGUGCAGAGGAAAGCGAUGCCGAGUAA
This is a messenger RNA of Talaromyces amestolkiae, 1236 nucleotides long. RefSeq lists its product as uncharacterized. The record is from RefSeq and is a predicted model, not a curated record. Lineage: Eukaryota; Fungi; Ascomycota; Eurotiomycetes; Eurotiales; Trichocomaceae. The transcript is spliced from 5 exons. The coding region runs from base 1 to 1236 and encodes 411 amino acids.